Molecule: messenger RNA, 9026 nt
Organism: Cydia splendana
Lineage: Eukaryota; Metazoa; Arthropoda; Insecta; Lepidoptera; Tortricidae
Gene: jing
Product: zinc finger protein jing homolog
Exons: 6
Coding region: 345-3947 (1200 amino acids)
Biological process (GO): regulation of transcription by RNA polymerase II
Cellular component (GO): ESC/E(Z) complex
Source: RefSeq, a predicted model, not a curated record
CGGUCCGUAAAUAAUGGAUUAGAGGUGAAGCGAGGGACGAGGGGUGUGGCGCACGCACCGGCUGCGCGCGCAGGAAGAGCGCGCGGGGAGCGGGGCGGCGCGCGCGGGGGGCGCUGCGCCUCCCGUCAGCUGUUGCGCGGCCAGGACCGCGCCAAUGCAUCGGCGUCGAUAGUGCGCGCCGCCCGUCUCGACCCGACCCCGAGUGACAGUGACAUAGUGCCAGUGCCCGAUCAGUGUCAACAGUGCCUGUGCCGUGCCCUAUCAGUGUUGUGUGUGAGCCAUGAGGAUGUGCAGUGCCACCGCCGGGAGCUGACCGCGCUGCCGCCGCUGGGCGAUGAGAAGUUAUGUUACGCCACCGACCGAGUGGCGUGGCAGUAUCGAGUCCUUCAGAGAGCGGUAGCGGCAGUAGCGACAUCACCGAGCCGGCGUCCCCGCGCAGCCCCGAGUCGAGCGGCGCCGAGGAAGCCGCUGGCGCGCGCAUGCCGCCCUGGGUCAGCGAGCCGGCGCCGGGCCCGCGCCGCCUCCCGGCCCAAGCGCCCGUCCGCCGCUCCAACCAGUCCCAGCGCACCGCCGAACACCACCGGCGCAUCACCGAGUUCUUCAGCCACAAGAUGAAACCCCAGAAUGGCCUCAAGCGGGACUCCUCCACAAUCAACAACGAUGACGCCAAGAAAAAGUGCCUCCCCAAAAACGGCGUCACCCACGACCUGGAGAAGUACAUCUCCUACUUGUCGUAUACGCUCAGCCCUAAAGUUUUACUCGACGUCAGUAAACAGAAUGCAGCCGAAGCGCAAAAACCGUUGAACGGAAUAAACGGUGUCAUUGACACAAAUAAAACGACGGGGCCACCUAAAACGACGAAUCCGGGCGGAAACGGGUUGAUAGAUUACAGUAAGCCUAAAGACAAUAAAGAUAAAAUUCACACUACUAUGAAUGGAUUUAUGGAAAUGAGACAUGAGCCAGAGUCAUCCACCAAAGAGAAGUUGUCAAAUGGCCAUCUGAAUGGAUUCGUCAACGGCAAAAAGCAAAAUUUCGACCCAUCUGCCAAUAGGGUUGCUCCCUACAAAAAACAAAAUGUUGACUUGACCAAACGUAAAGUUCCGAUCCCAGCAUCUAACGAGUUAGUUGGUUUUAGAGUUAGUUCUACAACAAUGAAACCUAGAAAGUUAUUAAACCUUAAACCUGAUACCACGAAGAUGAACGGAGUGGUAAGCUCAACAACAAAACUGGAUAGCAGGAUGAAUGGUGUCACCUGCGGUUCAAAUAACUUAAGUUUAAAUCCGGUAACGACUAGCCCGACCACAAAGAAGGAAGCACAAAAGAAAACUGCUCAACCUGCUAAGCGCACUAAUAGAAAGUCAUCAGCAUGUAUAGCCAACAGCAAGAACCUAACAUGGUCUAAAGCGAACAACCUUAAGCAGCAAGUUCAGAUACAGAAACAAAACAAUUGCGUUAACUCUGUGCCAAGCAGCUCGGGAGUGCCGGAUGAAACUAACUCCACGCCAAAGAUCAACGUCCCAAAUGGAGUUCGACAAGUUCCGAUGACGAUGAACGGCAACAUUGGUAAUCUUAACGUGCCUGUCACCAAUUUCCAAAAUUGCCACCAAAUAAAUAUUCCGCAGCCGUGUAAUGGUACCGUAACUUCCACUAAUUUGGGCCCGUUUGUUGCUGUACCGCAGAAUGUAAUGCUCACCGCGUUAAGGAUACCACAUAAUGGACUUCCAGCGCAAACUUUAACCAAUCACCAACCAAAUAAUAUGAAUCCUUACAACAGGACAAACGUCAACGUGCAGAGCCCAACGAAGUUUGUGUUUCCGAUAAUGCAAAAUCUCAACGGCACUGUAGUCCAAAUACCUAAUUUAAUGGCGAAGAUGCCAAAUUUUGUUCUUCCCCAAACAUCACAAAUAACUACGCAAAGGCACGAUCCGUUACAAAACCAACAGGCUCAAAUUUUAAUUAAUGGAACUUUACUCAAGCUUGGAAACACAAUGGCACAACCAUAUGGAAAUGUAAACAAACCAGCAAUGCCGACGACCAGUCAGUCAGGUGUUUCAGUCUUGAAUAAAAAUUUAACAGGGAUGUCGACGAUGGGUGUGACAGUGCAGCCGAAACCAAACUAUGCCGUUAACCUUAGCCACUCGGUAUUAGUACCACAACCGGGCUUCAUAGUUACUUCUGUGCCAAAUAUGAAUGUUAAAGAGACUUGGAGUUACGCCAGUACAAAUCCAGCACCAUCACCUCAAACUUCAUGCUCUAACACGAUAAUGCACCAACCGCCGCCUAUGGUUGCUACCUUCUCUACUCCUACAUUACAUUCGAGUAGUAUCCCCAUAGCCCCUGUCAAACCACCCGACAAUCCGAUACAGGGAACGGACCCGCCAAGCAGCACAGUCAAAGAACCAGAACAGAGCGAGGUACUCAUGCCAAAGUUUGAUUUUCCUUGGCUGUCCAAGACGUUCAACAAUAAUAUCGUCCCACUAGAUUCUAACAAAAAGAUGUUGAGGCCUUUCGCAGAAGUUAGUAGUUUAACAUCUAAAGUAGAUCAUUAUUGCUCAGAAAAGAUGAACGAUGACCUGUUGGACCAAGAUGAAGCGGAAAAAUGGAAAGACAGUUCGAUGACAGACUUAAGAAAAGUCGAAGAAGUUGCUAAGAGAGAAGAUACUAUCUUUACACAAAUUACUGUCCUAAAGGAUGUUUCAUCUAACGUUCAAAGCGCUGUGAUAGAAGCCAAUUUCUGUAGCACUACUACGGAGUCUUCCGAAUCGGGAAUAGGUACAGGAUCAGACAAGUCAAUAGAUUCGCCAAGUGACUCACAGACGAGUAAAGAAUGUGACGACGACUCGUUAUCUUUAAGUAUUAGCAUUAGUUCAGUGGAAGGGCAGAGUUGUCAGAAGAGCCCAAUUCUGAAGCAGCCGAAAACGUUGCGCUUUCCACCGCGGAAGCCGAUUAAGGCGAGCAGCGACAAGAGGACAUCCAGCACCGAUACCUCUGGGUCUGUCACCGUGUGUCUUUGGGAGAACUGCAAGCAGGAGUUUGAAAGCGACACCGAUCUCUUAGAACAUUUACAGUCGAUCCACGUAGAAACGCAGGCGGGCAAGGAAAAUUACGUGUGCCAAUGGGAGCGGUGCAAAGUGCGCGGCAAGCCGUCCUGCUCCCGGUUGUGGCUGGAGCGCCACGCGCUGUCCCACGGCGGCAACAAGCCCUUCAAGUGCAUCGUCGACGGCUGCGGCCGCAGAUUCUCCACUCAGAUACUGCUCGAGAGGCACGUGAACAACCAUUUCAACGAGGUCUCGCCCAACUCCGGUAGCGGGAAGAAGGCGACUGACAGCGCGCCCAAACUCAUUCGUAGGAAUGGCAAGAAGCUGCGGUAUAGGCGGCAGCCCUGGUCAGCGCGCAUGUUCGACUUCUUCGACUCGGGCGUGAUGGAGCGGCUGGCGUGGCAGCUGUCGCGCACGGUGCGCUGGCGGCUGGGCGGCGCGUGUCCGCUGCGCGAGCCGGCCGGCCGCCACACGCUGGCGCUGCUGGCGCGCUGCACCGCCACGCGCCGCAACCCCGCCGCCGCACAAACCGAGAUGCUGCUCACCUACUACCCGCCUCAUGUGAUCGAGGACGAGUGGGUGCCCGCCGCGGAGGUGAAGCGCAUCAAGCGCGUGGAGAUCGCGUCGCUGCCCGCGCACACCAAGGUGUUCCUCUACGAGCAGUUCUGCGCCUCGUACCGCCGCGCCGCCCCGCCUCCCCCCCCGCCGGCCGUGCCCGCCCCCGCGCGCGCCUGCACGUCGUCGCGCCUGCUCAACGACCUGCUGAAGAAGAAGGACGGCGACUGCGGCGCCAGCGACGCGCCGCUCUACUACCCCGAGGAGCCCGCGCGGCCCGCGCUCAGCGGCGCCGGCAAGCGCAAGCAGGGCCGCAAGUACGGCGGCAACGCCUUCUGGCCCUGCGGCCGGUAGGCGCAGGUAGGCUGCGGAGCGAGCGACGUCCGGGUCACUGUUGACGAGCUGCGGACGGUUCAGCUCCUCGACUGAGACGUGAGGACGAGCCGUCUGCAGUGAUGUAUGAGCGGUUAAUGGUUAAUCCUAGAGUAUAUGACGAUUUAUAUUAUAGUUGAAACGAUUUUAGCUCCGGAACCGGCCGUGUGGCCGUGUUCGAAAUAGAGUCCCGCUCGGUCGGACCCCUCUCGCUCCGUUUAUGAGAGCUUAAGUAGUUCGUUAGCCCGUUAAGCUCGCUAGCUCCACCCUUGUACAUAGAACGGUAGGGACGAAGAUUCAGUGUAGGCCGGGUCCGACAGAUGUUGAUUCUCCGCCCGGCGUGUGCGCGUCGGGGAAUUUCGCGCCAAAGAUUCGACGGUCCGCGGUUUUAGACGUAGUAUCGAUAGCGGAGGUAACAUUUUAUUCACAAGACUGAUGCUUACUAUUUUAUAACGAUAUUGAACGGCGGGACGAACAGACGUGUACAUAUUUAGCUCGAAGUGUAUAGAUCGCGUAAGGAGUUCGGCUCGGAGUAUCGUACGCGACGUAGGCGAUUUAGUUUAAAGGUUGUUCCGACGGGAGUAGUCUGAAUAUUUUAUAAGAUAAGUAGAGUAAGAGCGACCAGCGCACGUAUCACUGCCAACGUGUACAUAUUAGGAUAGGAGGGAGUUCGUUUGUCGUAGAAUAUGUUUGAGUUCGCUUCGCUGUGCCCGCGAGCCCCGCGUUCGCCGUAGUGCGUGGCAAUAACUGGACGGUGCGUGCUGACUACUAGAGUCGGCCCAAGUGCCUCCGCCGGCUCCGCGCCGGCUAAGACGGUCUUUACAUUCUUUGCGGAUCCGCACGCCGCUGCAUAGUGCUGUCUCGCUCACAUACGUGAGAGGCGUACGAAUCCGCAUCAGUGUGAUAACCGCGUAAGUGUUCACUUUUAAACCCGUUUUCAUAUCAUACUCACAGUUGUUAGGGUAGAGUUCAAUUAUUGGACGUAUUUUACUGUCCAUCGUUGUGUUCCAAUCGGCCGAAGCAAUGUCCAAUGACGCUUUACAGAAUCAACAACUGUCUACGUAAUGUUCAAUUUCAUGUCGCGGUGCUAUUGCUUCGAUACUAGUAAAUAUGAUCGUUUUAUGAUUAAUAAAUGAAGUGACAAAGAGAAUAGCAAUAUGCCCGCGACCGAUCAAAACGACACUGCCAAUGUUGUGUUUAAAUGUAAUUGUAUCCUGCCGUAUCGGCAGCCACGAGUACUGUUAGCAAUAAUCGUUUUGUGAUAAGAUACUUUAUAGAAUAACGACCGGUGUUCAAUACGUUAACAUUCAAGUUCAAUUGAUUCGUAAAUCUCGCGCUGCAAACAGGAAGACAUAGCUCUAUAACACUAUUUGUUGCUCUAAAAUUUAAUGCCGUAUUUUUAAAAAGAAGAGUAAAAGAAUAAACUAUGAAUUACACCUUAAAUAUACUUCUUCCAGUUUGCCGCGCAGAUUUAAAUAAAUCAUUUCUUGCUUUAUUGAUAGAAAAUCAGCCUUAAUUAAGUGAGUAGAGUUCAUUAACCUCAAAUAAUUGUAUUUUCCAAAAAUAUUGACUGCAAAUUCUGUAUUGAGAUGAGAUGCAUCGAAACAAGCAAUAUUUAACAUUAAAUUGACCAGAAAAUUACAAUAAUCCUUACCAGUAUCUAAUUGUAACAGUAUUGUAAUAAGGUAGUUUGAUGGAGUUAACGUGGUGUAUCUGAGAUAUGAAAAUUCUGUUAAAAAGUCAUCAGUCCGACUCUAGCGUGUUUUUUUAACGCGUUGACUCCCGUUAAGUUACCUUACUAUAACAAACUUAAUAUACCAUCUGGGGCAGUCAGACCGGCAGCGUAAGAGCAAAUUAUCUAUAGACUACCUAAUAUUACGGUAAUGUUGAUAAUAUUACGGUAAUGUUGAUAAUAUUACGGUAAUGUUGAAUUAACUCGCAAAAACGGCGCUUUGGGCUCAUUUCCAUAGUCAUCAGAUAUAUCGGAGCGGCAGAGAAAUAAUAAUCUGUUUAUUUCAUAUUAAGAGGUACAGUCAUACUUCAGUUACAAUCCCUAUAUUUGGAUAUUAUCUUAACUACCUCUAACGCCUUAACAAUAGAGGCGUGUUCACAUAUUUGUGAGCACCAUGGCCGCUUCGAUAAAUCUUAUAGCGACUGUACCAUCGCACACUGUCAAGUGCCAGUCGGUUUAAAUUUAAUGCAAAGAUAUUUGGUCCGUUGAUGCUCUGAUUGAUGAUACUGAUGCUCUGAUAUACUUGACGGAAUUCGCAAUGGUGAUCCAAUAUAUAUAAAAGCAAUAAUUGUGUUCCAUUAUUCGUGAAUCGUAUAGUAGUUACUUGUAGCGUUGUCCAUAUUUAUAUCCUGAAUUAACAAUUAAUACAAUUGUAAAAAACACACGAACGGUCAGAAUACUACGAAAUGCAAUAAUUAGUCAGUUAUCAAACCUACCAUACCAAUGAUUUUGAUGUGUUGUCCAUAGCUGAAUUUAGAUGUUAAACUUUUGGAUGUUACUAUACAGAAAUUGUCAAUAUUGCCUUUUUAGCCGUAAGGUUUACAUUUACAUACAAGUGAAUGAAAAUUGUGUUCUGUGCUCACACGAUCUCGCUAGUAUUUUUAGUUAGUGCCUCUAGUUGUUAAGUUAGGGUGAAUUGUGUGCGUAUACUCGUAUGGUGUAACUUGAAUGUAAAACGUAACAAUAAUACACCAUCGUAUUCAGAUUCUCGCUUGCGGUAUAGGAGUGUGCUAGAAUUGUAGCAGUGAGUCGGUUCUAGCGUAGGUACGUGAGUAAGGAGCCUGGGCGUUGGUUCGGCGACUGACCGACAGUUGUUAGGUUAGAUACUGUCUCGUGUUACCCACAGUCGGGUGUAGGAGUAUUAUCUUACUUAACAAGUGAGUAGUGCCCGCGCGAGCGACUCGUACGAGUCAUUGGUACUCGUACGGACGGCGGCCGGAGUGGUAUUUAUAGUCUGUCAAGCAAAGUAUGUCAGUAGCAAUGUACAGCAAAGUGAAGUAGGGCAACACUCAAAGAGCAGUAUUGCGCUAAGAAAAGUAGCAAUGUACAUUGAACCAAUACAUGUAAUUAUCGUAACCUCAAAUUUUACAAAUAUUUACGAUCAACGAGCGUGAUUGUACAUUGUAGGCACCUUGACUUUGCUAAAGUUCAUUCACAAUCUUAUUUAAUAUAUUGGUAUUUAAUGGUGACAGCAGAAAUUUCUCUUGAAAUAGCAACGAUUCAGAAUGUAAACAAACACACAUUCCACAGAUAAAACACAGAUGACACGCGAUUCGAAAACAGUGUUGCUAACCCGCGAUUUUUCAAAAUUGCUGUGUUUUGCUACUGACAAGAUUUGCUUGACCAAGUAUAGUAAAUGCGGGAGGCGCUCGAGCCCGAACGAGGUGUAAUAGGAAAAUUUCUCUAUUAGUCAAGUUGGUGCCUGAUUGUCGGUGUGUCUAUGAAAUCGUAUGCUAUCCUUAAACCGAUUAGGUAGGACUUUAUUGGAGCGGUCCAAUGAACUGAUUAUUUUUUAUUGAAUUUAAAAAUUAGCGUAAUUAUUUCCAGCACUGAUCGUAGUGCCAUAUUUUAUUGGCUCGCUUUUUUUAAUGUAAUUUAAUUUUUUUUAGUGAAAUUCGACACCAAAAUUUUAAAAAGACAAAAUUCGUUUUUGUUUUAACCGAUUAACAGUAUGGACUUGUAUAUUUGAUCUCAAAUAAGUAAGGCAGUGAAGUUAAAUUAAUUCCAGACCAUGCGAGGAAUGAACGCAGUUCUCGGCCGAAUUCUCGAAAAGUAUGUGGCCUAGGAAAACGCUUAAGUACAAAUUUAAUUUUGCUACAUUUUAUGGCGUAACCCACCUGCCAUUCGUCAAUCCACGUCUCGUAACUUUUAUACAACUGUAUAUUGUAAGGAUUGACGUUUAUACAAGUGGGCGUAAAAGUAUGUGAACGAUAAAUUUAAUAAAUAAUAUCCGGAUUAAAUUUAAAUUAGCUCCCCUAGAUUAGGAAUUGGACUCGUUACACAGAGAAAUAUUUUGUGAAACAUUGUCUGCGGCGAGGGACUAAAUUAUAUCGAAAAGAUACAUUGAUAUAUUCGUAAGUGAGGAAAGAUUAUAUUUUUACCACUGCCACCAGAAUAGUAAUAGCGUUUUGUCCAAGUUGUUUUCUAGACUCUUGUAUUUAAACCCCUAUUUGUAACGUUUCUAUAAAACUUAUUUUAACUGUGUUCAUUAAUGUAUUGAUCGUUGAACAAUGUCACUGCCUGUUUAUUUUACGGACAAAUCUGAUAAGGGUAAAGUUUGUGCUCCGUGUUAGUGUGAGAUGUUGUGAAGCAUAUUACAGCUUGCAGACGAGUUAGCACGUUUACAUUCAUGUCGAUGUGUAAAGCAUUCGUCCCUUACAGGCAAGUAUGUAAGUGCGGAAGGGACGAACGCUUUACGUGAGACAUGGACGCGGUAGGAGUACCGGUGCAGAGGCGCGAGUAGACGGGCUCGUUACUUCGGUCCCACGCGAGCAGAGCGAGGACCGCAAAGCGAACGAGGCCCAGUAACCAAAUGUGUUGACAGAUGCUUAUUGAGUGAGUAGAAUGUAAAUAGUAUAGUAUUGUUAUUACUGCGUUACACUGUAAUGUGGUUCGCGGACGCGGAGGCGGUGGGCGAUUGUCUUGUUUCCUAUAUUAAAUGCGUUUAUUAUAUGAAUGUUCUCCUUUAUUGUAAAUGUUUGACGAGAAUACAAUAGUAACUAUAUGAGGAACCCUGUAUCCCGAAUAGUGUGCACUACUUAUAUUCAAUUUGUAGAUAUUUUAAUUAUAUAGUAUAAUGUCUAAUGUGUCUUUAUUUGCUUACCCCUGUAAGGUGAAUCCGACAUUUAUAUUAUAAUUUUGACCCCGAGUUGGCGGGUAAUCUACCUCAAUUUAUUUAUCACAUUUUUGGGCAUAAUAAUAGUGAAUGUUAAUUUAAUUUCGAACCCUGAAGUUUGUUCAAUGUAGUGAUUUAUAUGAAUUUUAAAUGGUUUGUCCAACCUGUCACAAGUACUGUAUCUUAUAUUAAAUACAUAUUGUAUGAUUGAUAA